AAAAACACGCGAGUCGUCUUCCUCGCAGAGUCGCAGCCAUUUUGCAUACUCGCAAAAUUUAUUCAGGUUCAGAAGUGUCCAGAUCUGGCACGCCUUGCUCCGCCUGGCCACGCCUUGCAACACCUCCUUACGCUUUCCCCGCGCUAAACGUGCAGCUCGUGAAACAUCCGACCGCCUCUGGCGAUUUCCUGCCGCCUCGCUCCGACGCUCUCGCCGACGCAAGCGAAGGCAUGCCUUUAAGAACACUGCCAGGGACCGAUUUCAAUGUUGCGGAGGCCAAGGAGCCCCAGAAUGCGAAACAAGAAGCUCAAUUCACAGACCCAGAUGUUAAGCGGCAAAUUUCUGCCAUUAGGGCUAUUCGUGAUGUUGAGACUGAACAUCUCCUGACUAAUUUGCGUUUGCUUCGCUCCUACUUCAACAAGGAACAGCAGCGAACCCCUCUAUUGCAAUAUUUUAAAGAGAACUUUCAAAACCUGUUGAAUGUAAGAAAUGGAGAAAAUGGACAAAUGGAAGUGCAAUGGAUUGAUAAAGAUGGCAAUGUAUCCAUGAAUGAUGGAAUGGAUUUACAUGAGACUCUUCUUCGCCGGUUGUCCAUUGCUUAUUCUGGUUGUUCAGCAGCAAUUCCAUCUCUUGGUGGCUUUGAGUUUUCUAGUAAAGCAGAUAAAACAAGCCUUCUGGGUGUUGAUAAUCCGCAGAUCAGCGACUUUGGUUUAGAGGAGCCAUUUGAUAGUCUGAUGCUAGGGAAGCAAGAUACUCUCCAAACUCCUGGGGUGAGUAGCCAGAGGCUGUCUAUUGGGAUGACACCGAAGACGCGAAGGCUCCCAAAGCCUGGGGAGAUGCUCUUAUCUGUCCAUGGCUCACCCCUUGGUGUUUACAAGGAAGACAACAUGGAAGCCAUACAUGAGUCGGAAGAGGGAUGACUGGCUUGAAAUGGCUCAAGUGGUCAAUUAGGAUUUACGACUGUGCAUUACUUGCCAAUCCAAGGUUCUUUACUCUACUUCUAGCAUUGUGCUAACAAUCACUGUAGUGCCUGAAAAUGCUCUUGUAUCAUUGUACUGACACCUUUGAGAUUGGAUUUAUGUGAAAUAUAUUCUAUCAUUUUCCCUGUAUAUAAUUCAUAUGUAAUUUUCGUCAUUUGUUUUAGUAAUUUCCCAAGAGAAUCGAACAUGAACGUUGAUUUAAGCCAGAGAAUUGUGAUAGACUACUCUGUUUUACUCUCAA
Molecule: messenger RNA, 1221 nt
Organism: Prunus dulcis (almond)
Lineage: Eukaryota; Viridiplantae; Streptophyta; Magnoliopsida; Rosales; Rosaceae
Exons: 6
Coding region: 231-920 (229 amino acids)
Source: RefSeq, a predicted model, not a curated record